Messenger RNA from Schistosoma haematobium, 500 nucleotides. RefSeq lists its product as uncharacterized. The annotation marks the transcript as partial. The record is from RefSeq and is a predicted model, not a curated record. The transcript has 7 exons. Lineage: Eukaryota; Metazoa; Platyhelminthes; Trematoda; Strigeidida; Schistosomatidae.
CAGAAUCUAGUGGAAAAACGCAGAACAAUUGAACAAUAUGUGAGAUGUAAAAGUAAACAACAAGAAGCAGAAUCUUUUCAUGGAUUUCUUAAAGAAAUAGAAGGAUCAUUAGCAUUCAGGAUACUUAUAACGUUUGGUAAUUUUCCAACUCUGCAGAAUUGCCUCAAAGAACAAUUAAAGAUAUCAGAAAAUAUUAAGGAUCUAGAUGACUUGAUUGCUAAAAAAUACAUGAAUAUAAAGUCGUUUAACAAUGGACUAUUUAUUUACGAUUUCGCUGUGAGAAAUGUUGAUGAAUUAAUAUCUUUAGCAAAGAGAAUUGGUGGUUUUCUAUGAUUUUAAACAAAAUCAUGUUUGAUAGUGUUCAUUACAUUGUAAUAAUCAUAUUAGUUUAGAAAUGUUUUUUUUUUGUUGAGAUUAUUACAUAAUUGUAUUGACAUAUAAUUGGUUACUUUAUGAAUAAAGUUUAAAUUUAAAGAAAAAAAGUAGAUUUGUCUGAUAAA